Coffea eugenioides is the source of this 1938-nucleotide messenger RNA. Its product is annotated as probable polygalacturonase. The record is from RefSeq and is a predicted model, not a curated record. The coding region runs from base 123 to 1511 and encodes 462 amino acids. Gene Ontology annotation, molecular function: polygalacturonase activity. Gene Ontology annotation, biological process: carbohydrate metabolic process. The transcript has 6 exons. Lineage: Eukaryota; Viridiplantae; Streptophyta; Magnoliopsida; Gentianales; Rubiaceae.
AAUACGAAGCCCACACUAAAAUACAAAAUCACACCUCUUUCGCCUCUCUCCUCUGCUCUUCUUCUCUUCUCUCCCUCUAUCAUUCUUGUACAGAGUCAAAAGCUACUGAGGGGUGGUCAAGAAUGGGAGAGGAGAAGAGACUCGUGAAGAGGCUAGCAGUACUUCUUUUGCUUUUGGCUUUUUGUGAUGCAACUAAGCACAUUGGGACUCAAUACGAUGGAGAAUGCCAGUUUAUUAGGCCCCUCAAACCUCGGCCACACAGUGUGUCAGUCUUGGAAUUCGGAGCAGUUGGGGAUGGAAAAACAUCAAAUACUGUAGCAUUCCAGAAUGCUAUAUUUUAUCUUAAGUCCUUUGCGGACAAGGGGGGUGCCCAACUCUAUGUCCCCCGUGGUAGGUGGCUAACUGGAUGCAUUAAUCUCACGAGCCACCUAACUCUAUUCCUGGAACGAGAGGCUGUUAUUCUUGGAUCUCAGGAUUAUACUCACUGGGAUAUAGUUGACCCAUUACCUUCGUACGGUCGAGCUAUUGAAGUUUCAGGUGGAAGAUAUCGCAGCUUAAUUAGUGGAAAUAAUUUGACUGACGUGGUGAUUACAGGCAACAAUGGAACUAUUGAUGGUCAAGGUUCAAUUUGGUGGGAGAAAUUCAACUCCCACUUGUUAAACUACAGUAGACCACAUUUAGUAGAAUUUGUUGGCUCUAAUGAUGUUGUUAUUUCCAACUUGACCUUUUUAAAUGCCCCUGCCUGGAAUAUACGCCCGGCAUAUUGCAGUAAUGUGCUAGUUCAGAACAUAACAGUUCAUUCUCCUCCCGAGUCUCCAUAUACUAGUGGAAUAGUCCCAGAUUCUUCAGAACAUGUUUGUAUUGAGAAUAGCAACAUUAGUAUGGGUUAUGAUGCAAUUGCACUCAAGAGCGGUUGGGAUGAGUAUGGAAUUGCCUAUGGAAAGCCUACUACAAAUGUUCAUAUCCGUGGGAUCCGCUUGCAAUCAGGCACAGGAUCAGGUGUGGCUUUUGGAAGUGAGAUGUCUGGAGGCAUUUCAAACAUACUAGUUGAGCAUCUUGAUAUUCACAACUCGUUUGUUGGCAUCGAGCUGAAGACCUCAAUAGGGAGGGGUGGUUAUAUUAAAUACAUCCUGAUAUCAGAUGUGAUAAUGGAAAAUGUGCAGAUAGGAUUGAAAGCAACAGGGCAGUGUGAUUCACAUCCUGAUGACAAAUUUGAUCCUCAUGCCUUACCAACUAUCAGUGCAAUCACUUUUAAGGACAUAAGAGGCACAAACAUAACCGUGGCGGGAAGCUUCACUGGCAUAAAUGAAUCUCCUUUCACUUCAUUAUGUCUCUCAAACAUCUCUUUUUCUGUUACUUCUGAUCCUUCUGCAUCAUGGAUUUGCUCUAGCGUGUCAGGAUCAUCUGAUAAUGUCUCACCUGAACCCUGUCCAGACCUCCAGGAAAUAUUUCCUAAUUCAACCACUUGCUUCUCCCAGCUAUAUUCAAAUAGUCAAGUUGCAAUUUCAUGAUAUAAGUGUCAAAAACUACAUUAUCUCGUUCGAUUCUGAUUCUAUGAGGGUGCAACUCCUCUGAUUCUGGUGUAUAAUCUUCCAAUAAGAUGCGAGCUAGAUACUUCGGUCUCAUGCUUUGCUUGGUUAACAUUGGUGUUCCAGUGAGCAAACUCUCCCAAGCGGUGUUACCUGUCAAAUCUGUCUCCUCUUGUACAGCAUCAAUUUCUUCAUUCACUUUGUAAGAAAAAGUUUUGGUAGUGCAGUACGGUUCAGAUACAUUGUGGUCUAGUGUUAUUUCAUUUUCAUUUUGUCAUUAUUUUACAUUGUAAAGUUCUGCACCGGAGACUAGUUCAAGAUUGGUUUUGUCCAGAUGGAUAAAAAAGGGGCAUUAUAGAGUGGAGUGAUUGUUUUUUCCAAAUAAAGUUUCUUGUUAUAUCUGAUUGAA